This is a messenger RNA of Arabidopsis arenosa, 1869 nucleotides long. The record is from the annotation of a GenBank genome assembly. NCBI's taxonomy places the organism in Eukaryota, Viridiplantae, Streptophyta, Magnoliopsida, Brassicales, Brassicaceae.
GAUUUCAUCCUCAACCUUCUCAAUCUCGUUUAUUCUGAACUCCGAUUCCUCCUUUCAACUUUCUCUGGAAAAUAUGAGCUCUCCUCCCUCCUUGCAAAGGAGUAGGCAAAGCUACUGCUGGAACUGGCUCUAUUGUGAUGUUGCUGCUGGAACCGGCUCCAUUGUAGCUGAUGCGGAUGAAGGUUCCAUUGUAGAUGUAGCUGAUGCUGCUGAAGCAACAAUCUCUUCUAAUAGUCCUCAUCUUCGUAAAUCUGGUAGCAAAUCUGUCUUCAUUGAUCCUGGUUUAAACGGACAUUUAGGUGGUGGUGUAUCGGAAAUGGGUGACCUUAAAGGUUCAAGUUCACCACUUCAUAUUACAACUAUGGUUCCUUCUCCAAUUUUCCUCUGGAGAUUUAAGGUUAUUUUGUUUCUUUUUUGGGCUUUAUGUUGCUGCAAGAUUGGAUGGGAUUCAGUUAUGAGAAUGAGUAUCGACCUGCGGGAUUUAUUUUUGUAUGAAGCAUUUCUUUAUUACAAUCCUCUUCUUCUUGUGACGAUGAUGGUUUGGUUAUGGGGAGUGAACUUAUGGGUGUUCUCUCAAGGAAGUGUUAACUAUGCUAAAGUCUUUGAUCUCGAUCAUAACCACCUUACUCAUAGAGAGAUGUGGAAGUGUAGCAUGUGGAUGACAAUCAUUGUCCCAACUAGCAUGACGGCAUAUUUAUAUCUGUAUUCUCACGGGGAAGUAUCUUUGGCUGCUUCACAACCGGUGCUCCUGUACAUUGCUUUUGCUUUGGUUCUGAUAUUUCCCUUCGAUAUUUUCUACUUGUCAAGUCGAUAUUUUCUGCUGAGAACAUUAUGGAGAAUAGCUUUUCCACUGCAGCCAAUUACAUUUCCAGACUUCUUUUUGGCAGAUAUUCUGACCUCCAUGGUAAAGGUCUUUUCCGACUUGGAGCGGUCUGUUUGCCGGAUGGUGCAUAAACAGGUCGCAACAAUUGCUUGGUUUGAAGCUGACGCUGUCUGUGGCAGUCAUCAAAUUGCAAUCCCAUUGGUUCUUGUUUUCCCCUACAUUUGCCGUCUUUUGCAAUGUCUUCGACAAUACAAAGACACAAAGGAAAAAUCAUCUCUUUUAAAUGCUCUGAAGUAUUCUACAGCAGUACCCGUGAUCUUCCUUUCUGCGCUUAAAUAUCAUGUGAUGCCCGAGAGCUGGACUUCAUUUUACCGACCUCUCUGGCUUUUCUCAAGUGUCAUCAACUCACUUUACUCAUUCUACUGGGAUGUAACUCGAGAUUGGGACUUGAGCGGUUUCACUAAGAUAUUCAAGUUUAGCCGUCCAAGUGCCAUAUCAAACCUUUUAUAUGGCCGGCAAUGGGUAUAUUUCUGGGUGAUAGGGAGCAAUCUGGUGCUAAGAUGCGCAUGGACAUACAAAUUAUCAGCACAUUUGAGGCACAACUACAUAACGGUGUUCACUAUGACAGCGAUGGAGAUGUUGAGACGAUUUCAAUGGAUCAGAGACAUAGAGAUGACGCAGAUGCUUUCCGUACUCCGCCGUAACCUUCAAAACCUUCGUAAGAGCCCUCGCGUAGCUGACGAGACCGAGUUACCAUCAUCCACUGCAGGAGCCGGGCCGGGAGUGGUAGCUAAUGGAAGACGAGACGGGUUUAACGCCGUGAUCAUGCGGUUCCCGUUCUCGAUCAUCUCUUGCUUUGCGGUGCCGCGUGUUAGCGGGACAGAUGGACUAUGGAUGUCGGGAGAUUAUGGCAGUGUCUCGGAGAUUAACCAUCUUAUGGUUAGUGAUAGCAUGAGAUACGCCAUUUUAAUGUAAUAAACAUAUUUGUAGUAUAGUUUUGUGAAUUUUUUUUUUUCUUAUCUCUACAAUAUAGAAUUAAAUCUCUU